ACAACAUUUGCCCCUCAUCCCAUCUUUUUUUUUUUUCUUUUUUUUUUUCACUCACUUCCCCAAACCAAACUUUCAGUUUUUCUUCACCAACAGCACACAUCCCUUACAUUGUCAACAACACGAACUCAAGGGAGGACGUGGCAUCACCAACCAACCGAAAACCAAAAGAACCAACAUAACAAGCCUUCAACCAACAACCCGUCCAAACCAACAAACAACCGAACCUCCCACCAAAAAAAUGGCCUCCCAAGAGCAAGCCCCCCGACAAGCCCCCCCAACAGUCGAAACCUCCGACCUCACCUACACCUUCCCCGACCGCUCCAACGGCGUCUCCAACAUCACCUUGUCCCUCCCGCCUCGCUCGCGCACUUUGCUCAUCGGCGCCAACGGCGCCGGCAAGACCACGCUUCUCCGCCUGCUAGCCGGCAAGCGUCUCGCGCCCGCCAACACCAUCAGAGUGUCCGGCGUGGACCCGUUCAAGGACGGGCUCGAGGGCGUCACCUACUUGGGACUGGAAUGGGUUCUGAACCAGAUUGUCAGGACCGACAUUGGCGUGGUUGAGUUGUUGCGGUCCGUGGGCGGGGACCAUUACCCUGAACGCAGAGAUGAAUUGGUGUCGGUGCUGGAUAUCGACACCAACUGGCGGAUGCAUGCCGUCAGCGACGGGGAGAGGAGGAGGGUGCAGCUGGCGAUGGGACUGAUCCGUCCCUGGACGGUUCUUCUGCUGGACGAAAUCACGGUGGACUUGGACGUCUGGUCGCGGGCGCAGUUCCUGGGUUGGUUGAGGCGGGAGACGGAGACGAGGGAGUGCACGGUUGUGUACGCGACGCAUAUUCUGGAUAAUUUGGCUAGUUGGCCGACGCACCUUGUGCAUAUGCACUUGGGGACUGUGAAGGGGUGGGGGAAGGCGGAGGAGAUGUUGAAGGAGGUCGAGGAUGGGAAGAAUGUCGUCGAGGGGGUGACGGGGAAUAGCAGGCUCGGUGAACUGGUGUUGAGGUGGUUGAGGGAUGACUUGGGGGCGAGAGGACCGAGAAGUCAGCAUCGACGCGGGCCGGAGGGGUUGAGUUAUAAUAGCCCGGGAUUGGGGGGGUAUGGGUUGGAGGCGAAGACGAAUAAGGAGGCUACGGAUGGGCCUGGCUGCAACUGAGAUGGGGGCAGUGAUAGAGAGGGGGAAGAAAGAGAAGAAAGGGUUUCAACAUGGCUGAAGGGGAGGAAAUUUUUUUGUUUAGUUUUUUCCAGUUUUCUUGUAUGCAUGACAAAAAGGGGGCUUUAACAUGAUACCCAGGCGGCAUUUAACAUGGCGUUUUCAACACAACAUAGCAUAGACAGGUAUAGAUAUAGGUAGUUUUG
Neurospora tetraspora is the source of this 1350-nucleotide messenger RNA. Its product is annotated as P-loop containing nucleoside triphosphate hydrolase protein. The transcript has a single exon. The record is from RefSeq and is a predicted model, not a curated record. NCBI's taxonomy places the organism in Eukaryota, Fungi, Ascomycota, Sordariomycetes, Sordariales, Sordariaceae. Bases 239 to 1147 code for a protein of 302 amino acids. Gene Ontology annotation, molecular function: ATP hydrolysis activity; ATP binding.